CUACAUCUAGGAGUUUUCACAAUGGUAGAAUUUGAUUUAAUUCGAUAUGUCAGUGAAAUAGAACAUAGAGAUUGAAAGAAUAAUUGAAACCUCAUUGAAAACGUGCUUGAUCAGGUAUGUACCAGUUUAGUGGCAAGCUAUUGAUACAAUAUACAUAUCCGAAUCUCUUACAGAAACUUGAGUCAUUGUGACGAAUUGAUUGUUCAACAUAUGGUAAUUAACCCUUUAUAACCCGAAAUAUCUCGUAUUCGAAUCUUCCCUCUCAAUAUUACCAGUUGAUCAAAACAGCUAUGCAAUGUCCAACCUAUGUCUAACCCAUGAUGUGAUACUUCCCUACCCAAUAAUGACCAUAAACAUCCAUGCCAUAUCUAGUAGUGGUCCUAGUGGAGAGCUAAGUAAUCAUCCAAAAAGGGUACUAGAAAGCUAAAGCAAAACCUAAUUAACACAUCUUUUCCCUACUUUGCUAUUGUUGUAAGAAGCCUAACUCAGCAUUAACCUAAUAAUCCCCAACUCAAGUGACUCAUCAAGUGGAUAACCCAACCAACGAAAACAAGAAGCCGCAUACAUACAAAAAUUAUCUCAUAACACAUUAGUUUAUGCAAGUCGGUCGUCGUCUACCUUUCCUUUUCAUGCAUAAAAAAAGCAAAAGAACCAUGUUUCAUAAGCACAGCAAAUGGACAACAAUGGUGGCGGGGUCGAAAGCUGGAGUUCUAGUGUCGUUUCUUUUGGACAGGGAAUAUACAUAGGUCGACUGGCCAAUAUAAUGAAGUGGGUAGUGAGUAGUGACAACUGAGAAGUCUAAUCCUCAAAUUUCUAAAUAUUUGUGAAAUCGUAUCAUACAUCAAUUUGAUCGGGAAAAAAUCUUUGUGGGAGUCUAAAUUGGUAGACAAUUUUCAAUCAUAUGAAAUGAUUAAAUUAGGGUUAAAUAACGGAUUUAACAGAAAAUGUCCUAUUAAUGACUUUUUCGAUAUAAUAUUUGUUAUAAAUUCUGAAAUUAACUUUUGCUUUUAGACCGGUUAUAUUACGGUAUGGACCGAAUUGUUGCACACUUCCAAUGCCCAGGAUAGGAACAACAAAGCCCAUUAACAGCUGCACCUCCGGUUUUGGUUCCAUUUAUACUAUGUGUCCAUCUCUCAAAGCCUAGUGACUAGAGUAGUCAGGCCCUUUCUAAGAUUGGGGUUUACAGGUUGCUCUUCCCAUUAGAAAUGUUUCUGUGAUUUACAAGUAUAAAAUCGUAAAUUUUGAAAACAUAAAUUUUGACUAUACUUUUAAGUAAAAAGUGUCAUUCCACGUAGAAGUGUUUUCAUGACUAACAAAAUAAAAACGUAAACUUUUUAUGUGUUAAAGCACGAUUUUGAGUUGUAGUACAUUCAUAAUUGAUCAUAGCCUUAGGCGAGGACUGAUUUUGUAUUUUUGUUUGCUACCCAUCCACAUUUCCAAACCCCAAAAAUUGAUGGCGGGAGCCUGGAGGGCAGGGGAAUCUGGGGUUAAAUGGGCCUCUCUUGUCCGUUAAUUGCCGGGCCUCCCUUGUCGGGGCCCAGAAUGGGCUUAGGCCCAGUCUAGAAAAAAUCGAAAACGCCAACAAGCACGGCAGUCCAUACACGUGUCUGCUUCUGUUGAACUACUCCGAAACUAAGUCGGUCAAUUCAGCUCGUAUAAAUCGAAACCCCAAUCACGCCUUCUUCAUCCACAGUUCAUUCCAAACAAUCCGAAAUCUCUCUAAUCAGUCAGAGACCUUCGAUCCCAAGUUUUCGUCCCAGCUUCUUAAAGGUAACGAAUCCUCUCUUUCGAUCUUCUCUCGUUCCUCUUCUUGCUGUUUUGUUAGCCUUCCCUGUUCCAUAAAAUCAAAUUGCGAAUCGGAUUUUCUUGGCUCUGGGAAUUGGGGUUCCCUCGCUCUUGUUAUUUCGAUUGCCAUGCUUGAAUCUUUGAUAUCUCCCGUUGGUGAAUCGGAAGCAGGAGUUUCCUGUAUCUAGGGUUUCAGUGAUCUGGUUAGAUUUCGAUUGUGAUUUGCGCUGUUUGAUUUCUGGACUGAAUUUUGGUCAUGCGAAUUAGGGUUCGUUGUUCUGUAACUUCGAUUGCCUAUGGGGGUUUCUUGGCUCUGGGAAUUUAGUCAGGCCUUCGAUGUUUGGAUGGGAGACUGCAAUUUUACGUAGCUAGGGUUUCAGUGAUCUGGUUAUAAUUUCUGUUAUGAUUUGCGCUGUAUUGAUCUCUGGAAUGAAUAUCUGUUCUGGGAAUUGGGUUUUGUUAUUCUGUGAACUUUGGUUCGUUUGAUCUUGCUAUGUCUGUUGCCAUUGCCAUGUUUGAAUCUUUUGAUCUCCCAGUGUUAGGUCGGGGGGCUAGGCUGGGAUUUUUAUUUGUACCCUAUGUUUCGUUGAUCUGGUUAGAUUCUGAUCAGGGUUGUUGGCUUGGUUUUCCUUGGUUGCGAUUUUACAGAUGCAGAUCUUUGUCAAGACCUUGACUGGAAAGACGAUCACUCUCGAGGUUGAGAGCAGCGACACCAUCGACAAUGUCAAGGCGAAGAUCCAGGACAAGGAAGGUAUUCCCCCAGAUCAGCAGAGGCUGAUCUUUGCCGGAAAACAGCUCGAGGACGGGAGGACUUUGGCCGACUACAACAUCCAAAAGGAGUCGACCCUUCACCUGGUUCUCCGUCUAAGGGGAGGUAUGCAGAUCUUUGUGAAAACCUUGACUGGAAAGACGAUCACUCUCGAGGUUGAGAGCAGUGACACCAUUGACAAUGUCAAAGCGAAGAUCCAGGACAAGGAAGGUAUUCCCCCAGAUCAGCAGAGGCUGAUUUUUGCCGGCAAACAGCUUGAGGAUGGAAGGACCUUGGCCGACUACAACAUCCAAAAAGAGUCGACCCUUCACCUGGUUCUCCGUCUCAGGGGAGGUAUGCAGAUCUUCGUGAAGACCUUGACUGGCAAGACAAUUACUUUGGAGGUCGAGAGCAGCGACACCAUUGAUAAUGUCAAGGCAAAGAUCCAGGACAAGGAAGGGAUUCCCCCAGAUCAGCAGAGGCUGAUCUUUGCUGGAAAGCAGCUUGAGGAUGGGAGGACGUUGGCUGAUUACAACAUCCAAAAGGAGUCAACCCUUCACCUGGUUCUCCGUCUGAGGGGAGGCAUGCAGAUCUUUGUGAAGACCCUGACCGGCAAAACCAUAACCCUCGAGGUGGAGAGCAGCGACACCAUUGAUAACGUCAAGGCUAAGAUCCAGGACAAGGAAGGUAUUCCCCCAGAUCAGCAGAGGCUGAUCUUCGCUGGAAAACAGCUCGAGGAUGGGAGGACUUUAGCUGAUUACAACAUUCAGAAGGAGUCCACUCUCCAUCUUGUCCUUCGUCUGAGGGGAGGUAUGCAGAUCUUUGUGAAGACUUUGACUGGGAAGACCAUCACCCUGGAGGUGGAGAGCAGUGAUACCAUCGACAAUGUCAAGGCCAAGAUCCAGGACAAGGAAGGCAUCCCACCGGACCAGCAGAGGCUGAUCUUUGCAGGGAAGCAGUUGGAAGAUGGAAGGACCCUGGCGGACUACAAUAUCCAGAAGGAGUCUACCCUCCACCUUGUCCUGCGUCUCCGCGGCGGCUUCUAAGGGUGUUGAGAUUUCUAAGACUGUUUUAAGUAUUCUGGUUUCGAUGGAUUGGUUGGAUCCAAGGAUUAUGUUCUGUUCCUGUUUUCAAGUACUAUGCUUGGCCAUGGUGAUGGCCUUCUAACUAUGAUGUCUGCUGGUUUUGCUUUUCUUUGAAUAAUGACUGAUUCCCUCU
Messenger RNA from Linum trigynum, 3751 nucleotides. The record is from the annotation of a GenBank genome assembly. Lineage: Eukaryota; Viridiplantae; Streptophyta; Magnoliopsida; Malpighiales; Linaceae.